Trematosphaeria pertusa is the source of this 597-nucleotide messenger RNA. RefSeq lists its product as uncharacterized. NCBI's taxonomy places the organism in Eukaryota, Fungi, Ascomycota, Dothideomycetes, Pleosporales, Trematosphaeriaceae. The record is from RefSeq and is a predicted model, not a curated record. Bases 1 to 597 code for a protein of 198 amino acids. The transcript has 4 exons.
AUGGCUGAAUCGGCCUUCUCUGGAGUUACAUAUCUACUGGUCGGACUGGUCGGGCUUUCAACGAGAAUUGUGUCGAUAUCACUACUCGAUGGUGGUGGUGAAGCACUUCCACUACGUUUGGCGGAGAGAAGCAUGGGUUUUUGGGCAUCUCUUUAUGAUGCCGUAUCGCCAGCUUGCUUGUCAGAACGAGACAUGAGCUUCCGCUUGCUGGGUUUUGAUCCUCCCCGGCGAAAAUCCUUCAAUCUCGAACGCUCUAAGAGAAGUGAUAAGCCUCCAAGUCAGUAUUUUCUAACCUGUGGACAUUCUCCGUUCGAGCAAGGGGAAGCGUCCGCUGACUUUGGGAAGACUACAGCCAUGUUGAAAUGCAGUAUCUUUUUUGGCCAGGCAUUUCCAUGGCACUGGUAUUUGUGGUAUUUUGGUGGUCCGCAGAAGCAUAGUGCGGGACCCACCAAGGCAGUUAUCGAAGGCAGGAAGAAGAAGAGAAGGGCCGAGAAAGCACGCAUAGUAUUUUGGGCAGCCGCGCCGCUGGCAGCUCAGGACAUUGGACCGCGUUGUGGUGGUUUUGGUGCGACUUCCAAAAUCCUGGGGAUGGAAUGA